Molecule: messenger RNA, 2514 nt
Organism: Cynocephalus volans (Philippine flying lemur)
Lineage: Eukaryota; Metazoa; Chordata; Mammalia; Dermoptera; Cynocephalidae
Product: killer cell immunoglobulin-like receptor 3DL1
Source: RefSeq, a predicted model, not a curated record
AUGUCUUCUGUGUUCCUCAGCCUGUGUCUUGGUGAGUCCCGGAGGGCAAUGAAGGGAGAGAACACGACAGUGGAGAUAUUGAAAGCCUGCCCAUUUACAGGUGGUCACACCAAGCCCUCCCUGUCUGCCUGGCCAAGCUCUGUGGUUCCUCGAGGAAGCCAUGUGGUUAUUCAGUGUGACUCUAGUCUUCAGUUUCACAGAUUUAGGCUGUAUAAAGAAGAUGGGGGUCACAUCCCUGGGCUCCAGGACAGAACAUUCCGGAAAAACUUUCUCAUAGACCCUGUGACCCCAGCACAUGGGGGAACCUACAGAUGUUAUCUUCAUACUCGCUACUCUUAUUCGUUGUUAGCACUGAGUGAUCCUCUGGUAAUCACGGUCACAGGAGUCUACAGAAAACCUUCUCUCUUGGCCCAGCUGGGUACCCUGGUGAAAUCAGGAGGGAACUUGACCCUGCAAUGCUUCUCAGAGAUGGUAUUUGAGAAGUUCAUUCUGGUUCAGCGCAGAUCAGGGGCAACUGAGAACACGUUGCACCUUGCUGGGGAGCUCCAUCAUGGGAGUUCCCAAGCCAACAUCUCCAUGAAUCCUGUGACACCUGCUCAUGCAGGGACCUACAGAUGUUAUGGCUCUGUCAGUCACUCCCCCUAUGAGUGGUCAGCCCCCAGUGACCCCCUGGACAUUGUGAUCACAGGUCUAUACGAGAAGCCUUCUCUCUCAGCCCAACCAGGACCCAUGGUUAUGUCAGGAGAGAAUGUGACCUUGUCCUGUGGCUCUAAGAGCUCCUUUGACAUGUACCAUCUAUCCAGGGAUGGGGAGGCCCCUGAAAGCAGGCGCCCUGCAGUAUGGAGCCAAAAUGGUAUAUUCCAGGCUGACUUCCCUCUGGGCCCCGUGACCACAACUCACCGUGGGACCUAUAGAUGCUACGGGUCUUUCAGUGGCUCUCCCCAUCAGUGGUCAGCCUCAAGUGACCCAACGCACCUUUCUGUCACAGGAAACUCUUCAAGCAGUUGCCCUUCACCCACAGAGUCGAGCUCCAAAAAUGGGUCGCUGCCUCCUGUCAGCAGAAGCAACACCAUGUCUUCUGUGUUCCUCAGCCUGGCGUGUCUUGGAUUCUUCUUGGACCAGAAGUUUUGGGCACAAGUGGGUGGUCACACCAAGCCCUCCCUGUCUGCCUGGCCAAGCUCUGUGGUUCCUCGAGGAAGCCAUGUGGUUAUUCAGUGUGACUCUAGUCUUCAGUUUCACAGAUUUAGGCUGUAUAAAGAAGAUGGGGGUCACAUCCCUGGGCUCCAGGACAGAACAUUCCGGAAAAACUUUCUCAUAGACCCUGUGACCCCAGCACAUGGGGGAACCUACAGAUGUUAUCUUCAUACUCGCUACUCUUAUUCGUUGUUAGCACUGAGUGAUCCUCUGGUAAUCACGGUCACAGGAGUCUACAGAAAACCUUCUCUCUUGGCCCAGCUGGGUACCCUGGUGAAAUCAGGAGGGAACUUGACCCUGCAAUGCUUCUCAGAGAUGGUAUUUGAGAAGUUCAUUCUGGUUCAGCGCAGAUCAGGGGCAACUGAGAACACGUUGCACCUUGCUGGGGAGCUCCAUCAUGGGAGUUCCCAAGCCAACAUCUCCAUGAAUCCUGUGACACCUGCUCAUGCAGGGACCUACAGAUGUUAUGGCUCUGUCAGUCACUCCCCCUAUGAGUGGUCAGCCCCCAGUGACCCCCUGGACAUUGUGAUCACAGGUCUAUACGAGAAGCCUUCUCUCUCCGCCCAACCAGGACCCAUGGUUAUGUCAGGAGAGAAUGUGACCUUGUCCUGUGGCUCUAAGAGCUCCUUUGACAUGUACCAUCUAUCCAGGGAUGGGGAGGCCCCUGAAAGCAGGCGCCCUGCAGUAUGGAGCCAAAAUGGUAUAUUCCAGGCUGACUUCCCUCUGGGCCCCGUGACCACAACUCACCGUGGGACCUAUAGAUGCUACGGGUCUUUCAGUGGCUCUCCCCAUCAGUGGUCAGCCUCAAGUGACCCAACGCACCUUUCUGUCACAGGAAACUCUUCAAGCAGUUGCCCUUCACCCACAGAGUCGAGCUCCAAAAAUGAUAACUCCAGCUCCCUGCAUGUUCUGAUUGGACCUUCAGUGGUCACCAUCCUCCUUGCCAUCCUCCUUUUCUUCCUCAUUCGUCGCUGGUGUCCUGCCAAAAAGAAUGCUGCUAUGGUGGGCCAAGAACCUGAGGUGAACAGAACAGUUAAUAGGGAGGACCCCAAAGAAGAAGACCCAAAGGAGGUGACAUAUGCACAGUUGGAUCAUUGGAUUUUCACACGCAAAAAAAUCACUCCCACUUCCCAGAGGCCCGAGGAACCCUCAACAGAUACUAGUGUGUAUGUGGAAUUGCAAAAUCCUGAACCCAAAUCAAGGGUCGUCUCCUAUCCCUUGAGAACACGUAGAAAGACCUCGAGAAGGUCUUCCAUGCACACCAUAGAUCCUUUCCAAACCCAGCUUGACAGCUGCAAUGCAACAACAGCUAGAAUCUGA